Messenger RNA from Dalotia coriaria, 1357 nucleotides. RefSeq names its product dim gamma-tubulin 6 (gene dgt6). Gene Ontology annotation, molecular function: microtubule binding. Gene Ontology annotation, biological process: spindle assembly. The transcript has 2 exons. The coding region runs from base 153 to 1286 and encodes 377 amino acids. NCBI's taxonomy places the organism in Eukaryota, Metazoa, Arthropoda, Insecta, Coleoptera, Staphylinidae. Gene Ontology annotation, cellular component: HAUS complex; mitotic spindle microtubule. The record is from RefSeq and is a predicted model, not a curated record.
UAGAUAUUUUAGACAAACACAAUAAUCUAAAAAUAAAAUAUAUUUAAAUGGUUCUCAAUGCCCUUGACAGUCGCGUCAUUGAAGAAUCAAAAAUUGGUUAACGGUUAUAAGCAGUUUGAUUAAUAUUUUACGGUAAAAAUUGAAUUAAAAACAUGAGUGCUAUUCAAGAGCAAAAAUCUAUUGACCAAAGAACACACAUGCAAUUAUUCAAUUACAUGGUACUUCUAAAACAUUUAUACCCAACAACUGAGGCUUUCGAUUCGGUCUGUAAGCCAGAUAUGUUUGUAAAAAACAACAAAGCAGCAUUCCAACAUGUUAUUUAUUAUUUAUUCAAAAUACUCAAUCCAGCAAUCAUCAAAAAGAAGAUCUCAAACUGGCCCAUUCUUGACAUCAAAAUGGAGGCACAAUUCAGAAAGGAAGUAAUGACUUACAUCAAUGAAUUAAAAACUAUUUACCCUAAUUAUGAGAUUCCCACAAUUGUUGCAUCACAAUUGAUAAAUCCAGGUGGCCUUAAAUUUGUCAACCUAAUGCUUGAUAUCACUCAACUAGUUGUGACAGAAGCAAUCAAAAGAGAAGAUUGCAUAAAUUUUCCUCUGCUACCUACAGUGAACUGUAGUUCAGAAUCUAAAGAGCAUAUUGGUGAUGUUAUUACUCAUGUUAAUAAAUUAUUAUAUGUCACAGAGCAGGAAACUUUACAAAAAGUAAUGGAGCAUAAUCAGAAAAUGCUUGAAUAUGAAAAACAAGCCAAGCUGAUCACACAAAAAAUUGUUGAAAGCAAGAAAAAUAUUGUACAAAUGCAGAUGACAUUAGAGCAUUUGCAAUCAGAAGCAAAAAGUGCUGAUAUUAAUGAUGAUGAUCUUGAUGCCAUUGAAACAGACUCAGCUGAAGUUUUACAAAUUCAUGAAAAGUUCAAACAUUGCAAUACACUAUUCAAUUACUUUAAGAAUAAUGAAUGCUUCCUGGAAUCUGAUAAACCUAUAAGUUUAUUGAAACACUUUGAAAAGUUCAAUAAAUUUUGCGCUGCUUCCAUUUACGAUGUUCGACGAAUUGAUAGAUCAAUGGUGGAUAACAAAAUGGAGAUUAUUAGAAGACUAUUGAAGCAAUAUGAUGCUUUAUUGCAAAAUUGUCCACUUUUAGAAGAGAGGCAACAGUUAUUCUUGCAAGAUUUGAAGAGGAACUGUCAAAACACUGAAGAUUUCUCCAAAACAAUGCAGGAUAAUCAAAUUACACCACAAAACACGCCAAAUACCAAUCAGUUUUUUCCUAAAAUAAUUAUUAAUACUUAAUUUUAACAUAUUCAUUGUAUUUUAAAUGUUUACAACUAGAUAUUUGAUAAAUUUGUUUAUAUUAUGCUAAA